This is a messenger RNA of Pterocles gutturalis (yellow-throated sandgrouse), 1107 nucleotides long. It is a transcript of the gene TBX4, whose product is annotated as T-box 4. The annotation marks the transcript as partial. The record is from RefSeq and is a predicted model, not a curated record. Gene Ontology annotation, cellular component: nucleus. Gene Ontology annotation, biological process: positive regulation of DNA-templated transcription; cell fate specification; regulation of transcription by RNA polymerase II. The transcript has 4 exons. Gene Ontology annotation, molecular function: DNA-binding transcription factor activity, RNA polymerase II-specific; RNA polymerase II cis-regulatory region sequence-specific DNA binding. Lineage: Eukaryota; Metazoa; Chordata; Aves; Pterocliformes; Pteroclidae.
AUCAUUCUUAACUCAAUGCAUAAAUACCAACCGCGGCUGCAUAUCGUGAAGGCGGAUGAGAACAACGCUUUCGGGUCGAAGAACACAGCCUUCUGCACCCACGUUUUUCCGGAGACGUCCUUUAUAUCGGUGACUUCCUACCAGAACCACAAGAUAACCCAGCUGAAAAUCGAAAACAACCCCUUCGCCAAGGGAUUCAGGGGGAGCGACGACAGCGACCUGCGCGUGGCACGGCUGCAAAGCAAAGAAUAUCCGGUAAUUUCCAAAAGCAUCAUGAGGCAGAGGUUGGUGUCCAGCCACGGCCAGCUUUCAACAAAGCCAGAUGUGAACCCACUUCACGGGAAUCACCAGACCCUGCAACAUUAUCAGUAUGAGAACGGUGCUCACAUGCAAUUUGCAGCUUCGGAUACUCAAGAUCUGCCACUAAACACCUUCACAGCACAGAGGGAUUCAGGGCUCUUCUAUCAUUGCCUAAAAAGAAGAGAAAGCGCUCGGCACCUGGACCUGCCCUGCAAACGCUCCUACCUGGAAGCCUCCUCGUCCGUAGGUGACGAUCACUAUUUCCGUUCCCCGCCUCCGUACGAUCAGCAGAUGCUGAGCCCGUCCUAUUGCAGUGAAGUGACGCCGCGGGAAGCGUGCAUGUACUCUGGUUCUGGGGCUGAAAUCGCUGGUGUCUCUACGGUCGAUGACUUGCCCCCUCCGCCUCCCCCCUUGAGCUGCAAUAUGUGGACUUCUGUCGCACCUUACACCAGCUACAGCGUUCAGACAAUGGAAACUGUCCCUUACCAGCCUUUCCCCGCUCAUUUCACUGCCGCCACCAUGAUGCCGCGGCUCCCGUCCAUCGCGGGUCAAGGCUCGCAGCCACCAGGUAACAGCCACUUCAGUGUCUACAACCAGCUGUCCCAGUCUCAGGUUCGGGAGCGCGUUCCUUCUUCAUCUUUUCCGAGGGAAAGGGUGCACCCGUCUGUGUGCGAGAGAAAACCCCCCUCUCCGCACCUAAACGCGGCGAACGAGUUCCUGUACUCACAAAGCUUUUCCUUGUCGAGGGAGUCGUCGCUGCAGUAUCAUUCAGGGAUAGGGACUGUGGAGAACUGGACUGACGGAUGA